AUGACGUGGUUUUGGAAAGCCAAUAUCGAUCCUUGGUCGUCGAAUGAGGCAGAAGAAUGGAUUCCAUUUGCAGAUAUUAUUAGCGGUCAAAUCGAACAAGCCUAUCAAGGUCAACAAUCAGAAGUGAUGAUCAGUGAAAACUAUAAAAUUGAUUUGAACAGACUUUUACAAGUCGAUAUUCAUGAUUUUGAUAAACAACGACCAAUUCGACGAUGUUCCAAGACAGGAGAUAUUGUCGCUUUUUAUCGUCGCCAACGAUUCAAUUUUGCCCAGCCUAUCCGACGUUCUAUGACCGAUGAUACACUCGACUAUGGAUGCAACUUUAUUACUGAUUGGUUGAUCCUAUUCACAAAAGGCACAUUGAAAUUUAAGACAUCUUCGUUGAUCGCGGCUCUCAUCUCUGGUAUACUCGUUGAAGGCGAAAAACAGAACCAUCUUGUUGCAGCUCAAUCUUUGAUAGAAGAAAUUCAAUCGAUAAAAAAAAAGACAAUCGGAAAGUUGCAACGCUGUUGUGCUCGACUGUACACUAAACCUUGUUUCUUAUUCAGAUCGGUGAAUAGAACAUUGCGUGAUGAUGAUCGCUCAAAGUUGGACACACUUGGUCCAUUCUGCUAUUUGGUGUUUAAUUAUAUCAACAUACGACACAAUGAAUAUUUAUCCAUACGCAAUCAAUUGAAACGAUUUAUAAAAAGAACAGAUAAUACGUCAGAAAUAACUGUUUAUCGCGGUGAAACACUGUCACAUGAUGAUAUUGAAAUGUAUCGAAAAGCAGCGGGGAAAGGUGAUUUCUACAAAUGGUUGUCAUUUGUAUCCACAUCUCGAUCACGCGAUGUUGCUGAAAAGUUUGGAGCCAAUGUUUUGCACAUUAUCACAAUUAGACGAUUCUCAUCCAACGAUCAAUACACAGAUCUACAAUCGAUUGCAUAUUGUAAAGACGAAGAAGAAAUUCUACUACGACCAGGUGUUCGAUUCAAAGUUGAUGAUGCUUAUGACGAUCCAAACAGUGAACGAUGUAUAUUUCAUAUCCAAAUUGAACCGUCAUUCAUUUCGAACUUGAUGUAG
Molecule: messenger RNA, 1062 nt
Organism: Rotaria sp. Silwood2
Lineage: Eukaryota; Metazoa; Rotifera; Eurotatoria; Philodinida; Philodinidae
Source: the annotation of a GenBank genome assembly